GAGAGAUAAUGACUGGACAAUAAUACUAAUAACAAUAACAACUUGGCUGCUGCAACUACUAUAGCAAGAAGUCAGCUCAGAAUCUCAAGACUGGAGAAACCAGGUCCCUUGACACAGGAGCACCAGCAACUACCCGACAGAGAGAGGAGCAACUGCGACAUCACUAGAGAUAAUGUAUUCCAUUUUUAUUGCGCUGAUGAACUGUGGACAGUAACAUGAGGAACCUCUCCCGAAGAAGGGACAAGAUCAAACUUUGAGAGGAUCUGACUUUGCAGAACUACCCAUCCCAGACCGACUGACUUGGGGUUAGUUGCUUUUCUUUCAACAACCUGUUUUCCCACGUGGAGCAACCAGAGUGAAAGCCGUGAGGAAGGACACGGUGCAUCUCCCUGAGAAAGGAAUCUCAGAGGGGUGGAAGAAAGAGAGAGACCUCCCUGCCCCUAAGUAACCUACUCUCCAGGCGGCUAAGAGUGGGGGGGGGGUAUCCUGUUCUCCAGGGACCUGUCCAAGUGGGAAGAGCCCUCCCCACUUCCAAGCAAACCCCCCCGGCCCCUGUUCUUUGCUCCUUGCUAGGGCUGAAGGGGGAGGCAACCCCUAGCCUGCGCUGCUCGCCAAGAAGGAAACCGUUGGCGCUGUCCAGGGAGAGAAACAAGCGCCCCCCACACACACACUGUUCCCGACGGGGAAGGAGCCCCCCCCCCAAACAGCCAGCCCAGCUCCUAGGGCUGCCCUAGAGCCGCCCCCAGCCCCAGCCUGGCGGCGGGGGGAGAAGAGGCCGGGGCAGGGUGAGGCAGCAGCCGCGCCAUGAAGCUGGAGGUCUUCGCCCCGCGCUACGAGGACAAGCUGGGCGGCAGCGACCAGGAGGGCAGCGGGGCCCCGUCCCCCGCGCCGGGCGACAGCGAGCUGGGCUCGGACGGGGACUGCGCCGCCCACAGCCCGGGCAGCGAGGGGGCGGGGGGCGCGGGGCCGGCGGGCGCGGAGGGCGGCAAGGGGAAGCCGUACACGCGGCGGCCCAAGCCGCCCUACUCCUACAUCGCGCUCAUCGCCAUGGCCAUCCGGGACUCAGCCGGCGGCCGCCUCACGCUGGCCGAGAUCAACGACUACCUGAUGGGCCGCUUCCCCUUCUUCCGCGGCGCCUACACGGGCUGGCGCAACUCGGUGCGGCACAACCUGUCGCUCAACGACUGCUUCGUCAAGGUGCUGCGCGACCCGGCGCGGCCCUGGGGCAAGGACAACUACUGGAUGCUCAACCCCAGCAGCGAGUACACCUUCGCCGACGGGGUCUUCCGCCGCCGCCGCAAGCGCCUCAGCCGCGCCCCGCCGCCGCCGCCUCCCGCGCGCCCGGCACCGGCCGCCCCUGCUGCUGCUGCUGCUCCUCCGCCCCGUGCAGCUGCGCCGCGGGCCCCGCCGAGGAAGGGCGAGCGGGCGCCGCCGGCCAGGCCGGGCUCCAAGUUCUCCAGCUCCUUCGCCAUCGAGAGCAUCCUGAGCCGUGUUCGAGUGCUGAUGUUCAUUCCUUCAGAAGGACUGGCCCUUGAAAGAUAA
Messenger RNA from Mauremys reevesii (Reeves's turtle), 1542 nucleotides. It is a transcript of the gene FOXQ1, whose product is annotated as forkhead box Q1. The record is from RefSeq and is a predicted model, not a curated record. Lineage: Eukaryota; Metazoa; Chordata; Testudines; Geoemydidae. Gene Ontology annotation, biological process: anatomical structure morphogenesis; cell differentiation; regulation of transcription by RNA polymerase II. Gene Ontology annotation, molecular function: RNA polymerase II cis-regulatory region sequence-specific DNA binding; DNA-binding transcription factor activity, RNA polymerase II-specific.